This is a messenger RNA of Fonsecaea multimorphosa CBS 102226, 2289 nucleotides long. RefSeq lists its product as uncharacterized. The record is from RefSeq and is a predicted model, not a curated record. Bases 1 to 2289 code for a protein of 762 amino acids. Gene Ontology annotation, cellular component: nucleus. Gene Ontology annotation, molecular function: RNA polymerase II cis-regulatory region sequence-specific DNA binding; zinc ion binding; DNA-binding transcription factor activity, RNA polymerase II-specific. Gene Ontology annotation, biological process: positive regulation of transcription from RNA polymerase II promoter by galactose; DNA-templated transcription. Lineage: Eukaryota; Fungi; Ascomycota; Eurotiomycetes; Chaetothyriales; Herpotrichiellaceae. The transcript has 2 exons.
AUGCAAGCCGCAAGGGUCAAGAGGCAGAAGGUGAGCGUCGCAUGCCAACCGUGCCGCCUCCGGAAGACCAAGUGCGAUGGCCGCGGACCAGUGUGUCAACCCUGCCAGAAAAAAGCCGGAACUGGCCUGAAGUGUACCUGGAAGCUCAGCACGGCGCCUCCGCCUGCACCCUCAUCUACGAACACAGAACGUAUCCAAGCAGCCGGAGCACAGGCUCCGCUCCCACCUCCCGCCACUUCGCUUGAGGGUUCUCAGCCACCGGCCGCGCUCGCUCCUCGAGAGUCACCUUCCGGCCGGAUACAGCCCACUGUCUAUCAACCCACUUUUACUCACCCACCUCAGUCCCCCCUUGUGCCGGGUUCUCAGCCGCGCGAUGCCGGCGAGCGUACCUUUGCAGGACUCCGCGAGGGUCAGGGUUCUGCACUGGUACCACAACAUGUGUCUCCUUCGGAGCAGUCUGUCCAUGCCAUUAUUGGCGCCGCUCUGGAAGAAGACAAUGGAGCAGGCUUUUUUGGCAGCUCCAGCGCGGGCACUUUUAUGCAAAGUGUCAAGAAAAUGAUUCAGCAAAAAGUCAGUGGUGCCACACAACCGGAAGACCAGCCCUUGAACGAAAACCCACAACUUCGACACUUACCGGCCUCCGGCAAUCCCCAAAUCACGCAGAAACACUUUGACUAUGUCCUACCCUCUCGACGGAGGGCAGACCAUUUGAUGUCUGUUUACUGGGAAUUCGUCCAUGUCCUGUACCCGUACCUGGACAAACUCCAGGUUCAAGAGGAUUAUGAGAAACUAUGGAAAGGCGAUGCUGGACCGAAUGAAGAUGAGCGGUCUUUCCUGUGCUUACUUAACACCAUGUUUGCACUGUCCAGUCAAUUGGAUGAGUCAACCCCGAUUGAAGAGCGAGAGCAGCUUGCUCAAGCUUACUACACCAGAGCUCGAGGCUUGCUGGAUAUCGUCGAGGGCGGAUCAGUACGCUCGGUACAGGCUUUCUUGCUUCUGGCGCAAUACUUCCAAAGUACUAAUCAACCCCAUCCAUGUUGGAUGUUUGUUGGGCUUGGUAUACGCACCGCACAGAGCCUGGGGCUUCAUUUGCCGGAGACUAGUGAACGUGCCGCCGAUGUCCGUACACGAGAGCUCCUGCGCAAGGUUUGGCAUGGGUGUAUCCUCAUGGAUAGGGUCAUCUGCAUGACUUACGGUCGUCCUUGCAUGGUAGGUCCGAAAGCCGCCGUUACGGUGCCCCUUCCUCUGGCGAUCGAGGAGGAGGAUCUUAUGCGCAGCACUUCCCGGGAACAAGUCGUCGAAUUGCAGCGAUCGUCGGCAGUUGAGUUCUACGUCCAUUCACUUCAACUGUACACAAUUUUGCACGAUGUAUUGUUCAAUUUCUAUUCUGUCAACUUUCAACAAACUCGUCCCCUGGACGCCGACAAAUACUUCGGCUCCUUAAGUGAAGGACAAUCCUCGGUAUUUGAGAUUGAACAUCGACUGUUCAAAUGGGAAAACAGCAUCCCCGAUCACUUGAAGAUGGCUUCGAGGCCGCAAGUCGAUAGCAUACGAUCCCAGCUAUAUCGCCAGGCCGUAAUCUUACAUCAAAGGCAACUACAUGUCCGGUUGUUACUCUUAAGACCCGUGCUGUCGAGUUUCAUCACCACGGAAUUUUACAAUGGAGAUCGCUCUAUUGCCUUCGCCAGUGUCCUAUCCCGUAGAAUCUUUCUACAGUGUGCAAUCGUUUGUGUCCGCGUCGCACUGGAAGCUAUCCACGUCAUCCAUCAAAAAAGAGGCCGCGAUGCCGGGGAUAUUGGAAAUCUGGCAGCAUGGUGGUAUAACGUGCUUUAUCUAUACACAUCAGCAACGGUGCUCAUCGCCGCUCGCCUUAGUCCUACCAUCUUGGUUGAUGUCUCUGAGGAAUCGAUUCUUGAUGGCUGGCGCAAGGCCAUGGAACUCCUCGACUGGUACGGCCCUUUCGGCCCAUCCAUCAAGCGUCUUACGACAAUUCUGCGUCUCCUUUCCGACGCCGUUCCGCAACAAUAUUCCCGCUUCAAAGGCAACUCCCAACAGCCUCCAACGAAUGUAGUGUCAGUUACUCAGAAUCUCGCCCAGCGCUCGCCAUCCAUGCCACCUUGGAGGCCAUCAGAGCCAGUAGACAAUGCGCCAGUGGCCGUGGAUGAUACAGCAGGCGCUGCUGCGCAAGACGAUGUUUACCUGUUCUCUAACGACCCUUUCCUUGAUUUUGACUCGGUGUUUGAUCCCAACGAUCUUUCCUGGCUGAUGACGAUUCCGCUGGACAGUUGA